UCAAACAUGCUUAAAGUCUUGAGGUUGGGAGAAACUGGACUCCUCUUAGGUACAUAGAAAAGAACAAAUUAUGAGUGAUAACAGAUGGCAAAGGCGGGAUUCAUCCACUGUCCAAAUGUAAAUGAACCAGAUGUGGCCAAAUGUUUCUUUUGCUUGUUAGAACUGGAAGGCUGGGAACAAAAUGAUAACCCGUGGGAGGAACACAGCAAACGUCACGUCUGUGAGUUUUUAUCUCUUCCUAAGAACUUUGAAGACCUGACAAUGGAGGAGUACUACAUGCUGGAGAUGACACGGCUGAGAACAUUCAUUCGCAAAAUCGGCAGGCGCGUAAUAAACUCUUUCGAAGAAGAAGUCGCCACAACUAGGAAGCAUCUUGUGGAUUACUUUGUCUCCAAGCAUCAGUACACACCACCACUGCCCCUGCCUCCCAGUGAUGAUCCGUCCACUCAGCACUCAGAAGGCUCAUACUGCCAGUCAAAAUAAGGCCGGGAAAAGUGAAGUGUCAAGUCCGACUCUGAAAGUUUCUCUUUUUGAUUUGGUACAAACAGUCCUAUCUUUAGCUGGGUAUGAAUAUAAAGCUAAACAGUUGUGUGAGGAAGUGUGUAUGUAGAGAAUUCCCUUCAUAGGCUCUCUGGAUCAGAGGUCAAAGCUGUUUAUACUGACUCCCAUCUUUCAUAAUGUGCUUUGUUGUUAUGCUUAGGUGUGGAUUAACAGGAGUGCCACUAAUCUGUGAAUAUAUGGAAAAUGUGUAAGCAAAUACCUAUAUUGUGGUUUUUAGCAGACUGAUUUUUUUUUUUUAAUAAAGAUUCAGAACU
Messenger RNA from Myiozetetes cayanensis, 815 nucleotides. RefSeq names its product baculoviral IAP repeat-containing protein 5.1-like. Bases 85 to 483 code for a protein of 132 amino acids. The record is from RefSeq and is a predicted model, not a curated record. Lineage: Eukaryota; Metazoa; Chordata; Aves; Passeriformes; Tyrannidae. The transcript has 4 exons.